Marmota flaviventris (yellow-bellied marmot) is the source of this 2466-nucleotide messenger RNA. It is a transcript of the gene Mtmr14, whose product is annotated as myotubularin related protein 14. The record is from RefSeq and is a predicted model, not a curated record. Gene Ontology annotation, biological process: dephosphorylation. Gene Ontology annotation, molecular function: phosphatidylinositol-3-phosphate phosphatase activity. Lineage: Eukaryota; Metazoa; Chordata; Mammalia; Rodentia; Sciuridae.
GGAAGUGGAAGAAGAAGGCGGCGGCUGAGGCGGUUCGCGAGGUUGCAGAGUAGCAGUCGGUGCCGCCAGGUGCCAUGGGCCAGGCUGAGGCGCAUUGAGGGGACGUGAGGCUGGACCAUGGCUGGCGCCCGGGCCGCCGCCGCCGCCUCGGCAGGGUCCUCAGCCUCUUCAGGCAACCCACCGCCUCAGGAGCCGGGGCUCGGGGAGCUGCUAGAAGAGUUCUCCCGGACUCAGUACCGGGCCAAGGACGGCAGCGGGACGAGCGGCUCUAAGGUUGAGCGCAUUGAGAAGAGAUGUCUGGAGCUGUUUGGCCGAGACUACUGUUUCAGCGUGAUUCCAAAUGUGAAUGGGGAUAUCUGUGGUCACUAUCCCCGACACAUCGUGUUCCUGGAGUAUGAGAGUUCUGAGAAGGAGAAAGACACGUUUCAGAGCACCGUGCAAGUGAGCAAGCUGCAAGACCUCAUCAAUCGCAGCAAGAUGGCCAGGUGCAGAGGACGGUUCGUCUGCCCAGUAAUCUUGUUCAAAGGCAAGCACAUUUGCAGGUCAGCCACGCUGGCUGGAUGGGGGGAGCUCUAUGGACGCUCUGGCUACAACUAUUUUUUCUCAGGGGGUGCAGAUGAUGCCUGGGCAGAUGUGGAGGACGUCACAGAAGAGGAUUGUGCUCUUCGAAGUGGAGACAUGCAUCUUUUUGAUAAGGUCAGAGGCUAUGACAUCAGGUUACUUCGGUACUUGUCAGUCAAGUACAUCUGUGAUCUAAUGGUGGAGAACAAGAAGGUGAAAUUUGGCAUGAAUGUAACCUCCUCCGAGAAGGUGGACAAAGCCCAGCGCUAUGCCGACUUCACUCUCCUCUCCAUCCCGUAUCCAGGCUGUGAAUUUUUCAAGGAAUAUAAGGAUCGGGAUUACAUGGCUGAAGGGCUCAUAUUUAACUGGAAACAGGACUACGUCGAUGCCCCCUUGAGCAUCCCCGAUUUCCUGACUCACCCUCUGAAUAUUGACUGGAGCCUGUAUCAGAGUUGGGACCUGGUGCAACAGACACAAAACUACCUGAAAUUGCUGCUCUCCAUAGUCAAUAGCGAUGAUGACAGCGGGCUGCUGGUGCACUGUAUCUCAGGCUGGGAUCGGACCCCCCUCUUCAUCUCUCUCCUGCGCCUUUCCUUGUGGGCUGAUGGGCUCAUCCACACGUCUCUGAAGCCUGCUGAGAUCCUCUACCUAACUGUGGCCUAUGACUGGUUCCUCUUUGGGCACAUGUUGGUAGAUCGGCUCAGCAAAGGAGAGGAGAUUUUCUUCUUCUGCUUCAAUUUUUUGAAGCAUAUCACCUCCGAGGAGUUCUCUGCUCUGAAGACCCAAAGGAGGAAGAGUUUGCCAGCCCGGGACGCAGGCUUCACUGUGGAAGACAUCUGCAUGCUGAGACGAAGGGACCGUGGCAGCACCACCAGCCUUGGCAGUGACUUCUCCCUAGUCAUGGAGAGCUCCCCAGGAGCCGCAGGGAGCUUCACCUAUGAGGCCAUGGAGCUGAUUCCGGCAGGAGCACAGACUCAGGCAGCUUGGAGGAAGAAUCACUCGUCCUCUCCACAGAGUGUGCUCUGGAACCGGCCACAGCCCUCCGAGGACCGCCUGCCUUCCCACCCGGGGCUGGUUGAAGCCAAGUCUUCCAGCUCCUCGUCUUCAAACCAUUCUGACAACUUCUUCAGGAUGGGUAGCAGUCCACUGGAAGUCCCCAAACCCAGAUCAGUGGACCAUCCCCUGCCCGGAUCCUCUCUCUCCACAGACUUUGGCAGCUGGCAGAUGGUAACGGGCUGUGGCAGUAUUCAGGAACGGGCUGUCCUGCACACAGACUCCUCUCUCCCUUUCAGCUUCCCGGAUGAGCUCCCUAACAGUUGUCUGCUUGCAGCUCUGAGUGCCCGGGAGACGCGGCUGCAGGAGGUGCGUUCAGCCUUCUUGGCCGCAUACAGCAGCACAGUGGGGCUUCGGGCAGCAGCCCCCAGUCCCUCUGGGGCCAUUGGGGGCCUGCUGGAACAGUUUGCCCGUGGUGUGGGACUGCGGGGCACCAGCACCAACACCCUGUGAAGCAGCCAGCCCACACGUUUCCUGCUCCUCUCUCAGCUGAGCCCUUAGUGGAAUCAAAGCCAUGCCUGGCCAAGGGGUCCUGUGAGGUUGGGGGAAAAUCUCACACCCCCUCUCCAUCACAUGCACAGCAGUCCCAAAACUGAGCAGGGCCAAGGAAAGGGUUUUCCAGCUCUCAGCUACCUGACAUGACCACCACCCCAUCUAGUCACUGCCUCCCACCCACCAGGUCUUGGCCAGGAUUCCCAUCAACUCUGCGUGGGUCUCCCUGGGACCUGUGGAGGCCAUGACUUCAUAGGGGAUCCCACCCCAAGUUGUCCCCUGGGGAGGAGGGGCCACCUGCACUGAGAAUGAGGCUAUUUGACACAGAUCACAAAAUAAAAUCAGAGUCUUUGAACAGCC